Messenger RNA from Epinephelus lanceolatus (giant grouper), 1904 nucleotides. RefSeq names its product inhibin subunit beta Aa (gene inhbaa). Gene Ontology annotation, cellular component: extracellular region. NCBI's taxonomy places the organism in Eukaryota, Metazoa, Chordata, Actinopteri, Perciformes, Serranidae. Gene Ontology annotation, molecular function: cytokine activity; growth factor activity. The record is from RefSeq and is a predicted model, not a curated record.
UCCAAACUUCUGAGGAGAGAACGAGAGAGGAGAAAGACAAAGACAAUAAGACGGAGAGGAGGCAGAGGAAGGAGGGAAGGUGAAUCUUAAACAGAAGAAGACUUUUCUUUCAUCAACCAGGACUGAAUUUUUUUGGUUAGACACUUUCAGACAAAACUCGACUUUCUUCAUUUUUUCUGACUCCGCCUGAGCAUCCACAUCCGGCAGCAUCACCAAAUCCAGCCUGGCAGCCAGUCAGGUGACUCCUGCCAUCAUGUCUGUCUUACCUCUGCUCAGCUGGACCGUCCUGCUGCUGGUCCAGAACUGCGGCUCGUUCUUGGACCCGGCAUCCAAACUUCAGCCUCUGCCACUCUCACUGACCAUCCAUCCUCACCACCAGCCGCUGCCGGAUGCUGCCUCCAGCUCCCACUGCCCCUCCUGCGCCCUGGCCAGGAUGAGGAGAAAUGAAGGGGGCACGUCGGAUGACAUGGUGGCACAUGACCAAGAAGACGAGGCGGCCCAGCAGGAUGUGGUGGAAGCGGUGAAGAGGCACAUCCUCAACAUGCUGCACCUCCAAGCCCGGCCGAACAUCACGCGGCCUGUGCCGCGCGCCGCGCUCCUCAACGCCCUGCGCAAGCUCCACGUGGGGCGAGUGGCAGAGGACGGCAGUGUGCAGAUCGAGGGGGAGGAGGAGGCGCGAGGGCGGGGAGGUCGAGGAGGAGGGGGAGGAGCGGCCGCGGCAGCAGUUCGGACAGGAGACAGCGCAGACGUGCAGGAGACGACGGAGAUCAUCACCUUUGCCGAGGCUGGUGACUCUCAGGGAAUGGUGAACUUCAUCCUCUCUAAAGAAGGAAGUGAUCUCUCUCUGGUGGAGCAGGCAAAUGUCUGGCUGUUCCUCCGUUUGGCGAAGACAAACCGCAGCCGUGCAAAAGUCACCAUCCGCCUCUUCCAGCAGUGCCGGCUACCCAAUGGACGCUCGUCUUUGCCGCAGGAUGACAUUCUCCUGGCGGAGAAAACUGUGGACACACGUCGCAGUGGCUGGCACACCUUCCCGGUGUCAGCGGCGGUGCAGGCACUGCUGGAGAGUGCCGAGAGCACGACGCUGAGCCUCAGGGUCUCCUGCCCGCUCUGCGCAGAUGCUGGUGCAACGCUGGUCCUGGUCUCCAGUGGCUCUGAGACAUCACAGCGCGCCAACCAGCGGGAACAAUCCCACCGGCCCUUCCUCAUGGCCGUGGUUCGGCAGGAGGACGCCAGUGACUCACGGCGGCGCAGGAAGCGUGGGCUGGAGUGUGAUGGGAAAGUCCGUGUCUGUUGCAAACGGCAGUUCUACGUCAACUUCAAAGACAUUGGCUGGAACGACUGGAUAAUUGCGCCCCCCGGUUACCACGCCAACUACUGUGAAGGGGAGUGCCCCUCCCAUGUGGCGAGUAUCACCGGGUCCACGUUGUCCUUCCACUCCACUGUCAUCAGCCACUAUCGCAUGAGGGGCUACAGCCCCUUCCAGAACCUGAGGUCAUGCUGCGUUCCCACUCGGCUACGAGCCAUGUCCAUGCUCUACUACAACGAGGAGCAGAAGAUCAUCAAGAAGGACAUCCAGAACAUGAUCGUGGAGGAGUGCGGCUGCUCUUAAAUAUUAACAUCUGAGCCGGGUCGAUCCGGAACGAACUGGACUGGAGAGGUGCAGACAGGUGGAGGACUGUAGAACCCAGAGAGAGAGAGAGAUGCUGGGAGGAGAUGGAGGAAGGAGAGGAAGAUGAGCAGGUGACUUUGUGAGCAUUGUCACUUUUAUCUCCACCAUUUCAUUCUUCACCUCCUCCCUCCAUCUGCCCAUCACUUGGGGUCGCUCUCUUGGAACAAAAACUUGUCUCCGUCCUCAUUCAGCAGAACUCAGAAAGAGUCUCAAAGGCACUUUCAGAAAAAAAAAA